Molecule: messenger RNA, 2876 nt
Organism: Panicum virgatum (switchgrass)
Lineage: Eukaryota; Viridiplantae; Streptophyta; Magnoliopsida; Poales; Poaceae
Exons: 2
Coding region: 277-819 (180 amino acids)
Molecular function (GO): DNA binding
Source: RefSeq, a predicted model, not a curated record
CUAGGCGCCUCCGCCCGCCCUCCGUUCGCAGCCGCCACCUCGGCCUCGCCCAACUCGCACGCCUAGCCCUCGCCCAACUCGCACGCCUGGACCUCGCCGCCGACGCCGAGAUGCGAUCGACUGCCGGCCGCCGCGCACAAUCUACGCUGCCCCCUCUCUGAUCUCAUCAACUCUCCCUCUCCCCUCUCGGCCUCUCCUGCUCUCUCUCUCUCUCUCUGUGUGUGUGCUCCGGCUUCUCCCGCUCUGGUCUCCGUGGCUUCUCGUCGUCCUCCUCCAAUGGAUCCACGACGGCGACUCCAGUGCUCCGGCGCUCCGGCGCCGUCGAGGAACCGAGCGCCCGAGUUGGAUCCGACGUCCAACAACUAUGAGCUCCGGUUGCUUGGUCAAGCAGGAGAUGACGAGGACGACAUGGACGCCGAGUGGGAGGAGUUAUUUGGGAGCAGUGUUGGGCCUCAGGAUGGCAGUGGCAUAGGCGACGCUGCCGGCACCGGCCAUGACACUGCGGCUCAACCCGAGCCGCUCAUCGAUGUCGAACUCAAGCCCUGCCCGACCCAGAGCAUGGCUGGCAAAAAGCGGAGGAGGAAGUCCACUUCUCCGUUCUGGGAACACUUUGAAGAGACCUUCGAGAUGAGGAGAGGUAAGGAGGUAAGAGUCGGUGCAAAGUGUAAGCAUUGCAAGAAACUCUACUCUGGUCUUAGCUCUGAUGGCACUGGACACUUGACUAGGCACAUUCCUAAAUGUCCAGUAUUGAAAGGGCGCCGUUCUAGUGGUGCUCAAUCUUUGCUUCAGUUCAAUUCUGAUGGAUCUGUUGCUAAUUGAGAGUACAAUCCUGAGGUUGCUAGAGUUCAAUUGGUUAGGCUUAUUGCUAGACUUGAUCUCCCAUUAGGAUUUUGUGAGUCAGAAGCAUUCGAUGACUACAUUACCACUGCUCACAAUCCUAGGUUUACUCCUUGCUCUAGGCAAACUACAACUAGGGAUCUAAUUAAAUACUUCACUGAACGUGGUGAUAAACUUGUGGACACUUUAAAAAUUGUUUCAUCUGUUGCUCUCACAUCUGAUAUCUAGUCUAGUAAUGCCAAGGAAGAUUAUCUGUCUGUUGUUGCUCAUUUCAUUAAUUCUGAUUGGCAAUUAGAGAAAAUGAUACUUGGCAUGAGGUUAAUCGAUUGCUCACACAAUGCUGAAAAUAUUGCUGAACGUGUUGCUUUUGUUGCAUCUGAUUAUGGCAUAUCUGAUAAGAUAUUUUCUAUUGCUCUUGAUAAUGCAUCUGCAAACACUAAAGCCAUGGGUCAAUUAACUCCUUUACUAUCUUGUUAUGUUGGUUCUUUACUGUUGCAUCAGAGAUGUGCUUGCCAUAUUAUUAAUCUGAUAGUUAAGUCUGGACUUUAUUCAUUCAAGGAUAUGUUGACUAACUUUAGAACUGCUAUAUCAUUCUUGAAUGCAUCUAAUCAACGCAUUGCUGCCUACAAGAGUUAUUGCAUUGCUAUGGGUGUUAGGCCUAGAAAAUUUUGUUUGGAUAUGGAUGUUAGAUGGAAUUAAACUUAUCUCAUGCUUAAGCAUUUAAUCCCACAUAGAGAGACAUUUUCUGUGUGGAUCACCACUAAUUACCCUUUGAAGGAUGGUGAGUCUCUGCUAACUAAUAAGCAUUGGGAUAUUGCUGAAAAAAUACUUUCUUUCCUUGAACAGUUUCAUGAUUCCACAGUUGUUCUGUCUGGUGUUUAUUAUCCAAUCUCUCCAUUAAUCUUGCAUCAUGUUUUUGAGAUUGCUAGUCAUUUGAAUGAGUACCAGUUUGAUAAUGAUCUAAGGUUUGUUGUUAACCCCAUGAAAGAUAAGUUUCUAGCCUACUGGUCUGAUAUACCUAUGUUGUACUCCUUUGCAUUUAUCUUGGAUCCAAGGGCUAAGAUAAAGGGUUUUACCAGUGUGCUUAGACUACUAUCUAGAUUCAAUUGAUUACUCCUCUUAUUUAACUGAGGUAAGAGCUGAACUGUCUGAGAUUUACAAAAAAUAUGAAACUAAGUUUGGUUCAAUGAGAGUGCAGAGGCCUACUCAACCAGUCACAACUGGUAAGAAGAAGUAUUCAUGGGUUAAGAUAUUUGCUGAUGAUGAUGGUGGGUCUGGUAACUUGAGUUCUGGAUCUUUGGUUCAUUCUAUGCUUGAGUUUGGUUCUGGUGCUACUGGUUCUUGUUAUAGUGCUAGUGCUGCCUCCUUGUCCAGGAGAGGUUCAUCUGCUAGUGCUUUACUCCAGGCAGCACAAGCAGGUUCAUCUCUUGCUGGCUCUGAGCUAACUAGCUACCUUGACAGUGACACAGUUAACUUUUUUUAUGAGGAGUGGAGUGUUUUAUCUUGGUGGCGAGAUCACAAACUAACUUAUCCUGUUUUAUCCAUCUUGGCUAAAGACAUGUUCACUGUUCCUGUUUCUACUAUUAGUUCAGAGUCUGCUUUUAGCACCACUGGCAGGAUCGUUGAGGAGCGAUGUAGAAGCUUCGGAUCUGACAUGGUGGAGAUGCUAGCACUGCCGAAAGACUGGGAGCAAGGCGAUGCAUGGAUGCAACACACCGUGGAAGACAAGGAGCUGGAGGCGGCAUUUCAGGAUCUGUUCCUUGAUGACGACAACAAUUCGGUUGGAGCUGGAGCAUGAUGAUGAAGAUAAGGAGCUGGAGUUGUGCCUGAGUGGCUGUGUAACCCAUUUAUGUAUCCCUUGGAGGCUGUUCCAAGUUGAACUUUGGUUUGUAAUGGACACUUAAGAACUUGAACUUUGAGCUGGCUGUACUCUUUUUUCUUUCGUAGGGUUUUCUCUCGAGGUGAGAGUUUUUCCCUACAAAGGUUUUUAAUGAGGCAGCACUUAAAACAGCUCCAAUAAAGUUUAACUUUCCUUUGAA